AUGACAAAAAAUAUCGACAUAGGUUCUUUGGUGUCUGAGCCAACAAAACUGUAUGGAUUGGAACCUACCCUCGAAGGGAUAGGUGAGCUAACGUUUGGUGGAACAUGCAGCCUCGAGGAAAAAUUUCAAUCAUUUGACCUGGACAUGGGACUUUGUAAUAUAUACAAAAUCCAACUCCCAAUUCGACCAGAGCUUCAGGAUUGUCUUAGAUGUGUUUAUGCAUCCGAUGAAAAAAUAAUUGCAGCAUUAAUUGCACCCUGUUUGGAAGACCUUGGCUGCAGCCUCAGCUUGUUUACGGAUUACACAAUUAGGGGCUCAAUUUCACACAAUGACACAUCUGGUACGGUUUGGGAGUUCAACCCACUCCUUGUUCGAUUGUGUGACAGUGUUGCAGGUCAAGCAAGGCAACAUGGUAUGGACAUUGGUGGAGUAGGAAUUGUACAGUCGAUUGAGGAACGCUGGGACUUGGCAAAGACAAAGCAUACCAAAGACGAGAUCCUUGUCAAUCACCAACCUUCAAAAAUCCAAGUUCUACACACCAAAACCGAAAUGAUAAACUCUAAAUCAAAAAUCACUAACAGUACAUCCCCAGACUUUGAGUCACGGCUUCAUAACGCUUCAGACUACUCAGUUCCUCACAGGCUUGGCCGCUGCAACCACCAGUGCGACUCAUGUGGAGCGCUCCAUUGGGCUGCCGAGGCGACCUUAGUUGACCGGACCAAGCUGAAUAAAUCGUACUCAAUGUGUUGCCAGAAGAACAAAGUUACCUUGCCUGACUUUCACGAAAGCGCUCCAAAAUACCCAUCGAUAUUAAGGAGACUCCUCACUGGGAAAGGCGAAGAGGAAGUCAACUUUCAACAGUUUACACGGAUGUAUAACAACUCAAUUUCCUUCACUUCACUUGGCGCCAGGAUAGACCGUUCCGUCCAAGGACCAAUGGGAGUCAAUAUAUUCAAAAUCUCAGGAGCCUUGUCGCAUAGGAUUUCGAGCCUGGAACCAGAUAACAAUUCACCGGGGUUUUCUCAAAUUUACGUUGUUGGGAACAAAGGAAUUGAAGAAGCGGAGUAUAGGCUGAACUGCGCCCUUGGUCAGAAAAAGGACAACGUGAAAGGUGUUAAAAUUAGACAAGGAAUAAUCCUAUCACUAAUUAACUUAAUGGAGAAAAUUAAUCCAUACGCUAAUAUAUUCCGCAAUGAUCUCGAAGUCCUGUCGAAAGCCAAAGCAGAAACCAUCAGCUUGCAAGGGGUACCCUCAGCAGGAGUGGACCCAAAGCGCUACAAUAAUCCAACCGUGGACGAAGACAGACAAGUGGGUUCACUCGAAUGGUUUGCCUAUUUGCUCUUCAGGCGCCGAAAGAGGUUCUCACCUAUUUUGGCAGACUCAAACGACGAGGUGAGAUCAUUUGUUGAUGGCCGCUAUAUCAGUGCGGUUGAAGUAACUUGUCUGGCAGUCCAUGAUGAAGAUGAACAACUCGUGUAUUUUGAAGGCGAGGACGGUCUUGCGGGCCAAAUUGAAAGUGGGAAAGCAAAUCAGACUACAUUGACGGGCUACUUUGAAUUAAACGCUAAAAAUGCACUUGGAGCGGAUGAUGUCCCAGCACGGUCAAUUUUUUAUGAAGAUAUUCCGGCGUAUUUUAGUUGGAAUAAGGCUGACAAGCGUUGGAUUCGGAGAAAGAAGAGGGCAUUAGCCAUUGGACAAGUCUUUUCAAUAUCCUACCUUGCCGGUGAAAGGUUUUACCUACGCGUCCUUUUGCUUCACAGGAAAGGAAUGGUGUCGUUUGAGGAUUUGAAGACCGUCGAUGGCAAAGUGUCCCAAUCGUACCAGGAUGCUUGCAACGAUCGUCAAUUAAAUGAGGACGAGCGAAGAGUCCUGGCGAUAUUCCGGUUGAAGACAUUUGUUGAAGGGAUGGGCACAACCCUCGAUUCUUGCGGACUGACUAUCACGAAAAAGGAGAAACGACUACUUCGAGAGAUACAAGCAGAGCAGGAGGGCAGCAAAAAUCCAAACAACAUCGCCGCGAGGCUGUGUGGCAGCUCUGCUUCUCAGGAUGGGCCAAACAGCUCACUCAACAUUCAAAAUACCGAUUCAUGCACCUCCUGGUGGAGAAUGUACAGUGGAGGCGGACACAUUGCUGGCGAAAAAUUAAUAGCUGCGAGACUCAUCAUUUGGGAUGAGAUAGUUACGAUUCACAAAAAUUCAAUUGAUGCAGUUAACAAGUCGCUGAAGAGGAUAUGCAACUCCGACGCUGAGUUUGGUGGGAAAGACGCAAUUUUCUUGGGAGAUUUCCGUCAAAUACUUCCAGUCGUCAAAUACAACGAACACCCACCUGCUUUUGCUGCAACAAUAAAGUCGUCAAAGAUAUGGCCUUCAAUUAGACAAUUCAAGCUCACAGAGAAUAUGCGACUUGCCCAAGCAAUAGGCGCUUCAUCAGAUGACAAAAAUCGAGUAUUCGCAAGGGCUUUAUUGAUAUUAGGUGAGGGGAAGAAGCAGAAGUCAGAUUUCAGUAUUGUCACCCUCAAUCACAUGAAUAUCGAAGCGUUCAAAUCAAAAGAUGAAAUGCGACAAGAAUUGAUUGAAUUCGUCUACGGUAAACUUGCGAGUCAGGGUCAAAGGACCAACAGGGAAAAGAUUGCUUAUCUGAAUGAACGAUGUAUUUUGGCUCCACUCAAUAGGGAUGUGAAGAAGCUGAAUCUAGAAAUAUUAUCCCGUCUCCCUGGCGUUACAACAACCUUAAGAUCAAUCGACACCCCAGACCCUGAUGGUGUUGGAAGCUUGCCGGAAGAAUGUCUCAACAAACUCAGCAUUGGUGGAUUCCCAGAUCAUGAGCUUCAAAUCAAGAUUGGUAUGCCUCUGGUCGUCUUGCGUAACAUGGACAUCAAGAAUGGUGUUUGUAAUGGGUCUCGAAUUAUGGUUAUUGCUUAUGGCGUUGGCUUCAUUGUUGGAAAAUUGAUGUCUGGGCCAUGUGCGGGAAAUGAGAUCACCUUACCCAGAGCGAAACUUCACAACAAGUCAAACGCUCGGUCAGGCCUUUCAUUUUUCCGGUAUCAGUUCCCAGUUGCCCCAGCUUAUGCGAUGUCAGUCAAUAAAAGUCAAGGUCAAACUCUUGGCAAGGUUGGAGUUUAUCUGGAAACAGACGUCUUCUCACAUGGCCAACUUUAUGUUGCUGUUUCCCGAGUGUCAGAUGUGGCCAAUCUUCUUAUUGUAAGGCCUGCGAAUCGGUUGGGUAUCCUCAAUGUAGUCCACAGAGGCCUUUUCAAGAUGUGUAGGAAGCGUGAAGUAAGCAAGGCUAUCUGCAAUCUUAAUGGUGGAGAAGUGGAGGAUUUUCAAUUUAGUGUGGAGGUGGAGAACACAGUCCCUGUGAUGGGAAACAUUAAUUAG
Molecule: messenger RNA, 3378 nt
Organism: Puccinia graminis f. sp. tritici CRL 75-36-700-3
Lineage: Eukaryota; Fungi; Basidiomycota; Pucciniomycetes; Pucciniales; Pucciniaceae
Exons: 11
Coding region: 1-3378 (1125 amino acids)
Biological process (GO): DNA repair; telomere maintenance
Molecular function (GO): DNA helicase activity
Source: RefSeq, a predicted model, not a curated record